UUUGAUUCCCACUCAAUGGGCUUUCGGUGUAAAGUGCCAGGGAGGUCGCGGGAUCCGUCCAGGUGGAAACCCCAGGACGUCUCCGGAGGAGCAGCGCCGGGAACCCAGGAGCGGCUUCCACGCUGCGCGCACAGCGCCAGGAGCCCGAAGCUGCCGACGGUAGACCCCGUCUGUGCGCGGAGGCCCCGCCCAUCUCCGCCCGAGAGCCCGCCCACCUCCGCCGCGGCCUCCCAUUGGCGGCCCCGCGCGUCCGUCGGCCCCCGGGCUCCCCCGGGCGGGAGCGCCGACCGCGGUCCCCACCCCGCGCCUCUCGAGCCAGCCAGCCGCGGGGAAGCGAUCCCCGGCGCCGGCGGGCGGCCGCGGCGUCUGACUGACCGACGGAGGAGGCUCCGCGCCCGUCCGCAGCGCGCGGCCGGCAUGGCGGCGCCGAGAAGCCCCCCGCGGGUGCGGGCGCGGGAGCGGGAGGGUCCUCGCGCCCCAACGGCAGGAAGUGACCAAGUUCACUCCUGGACGCUGGUCACCAGCCAAGCCUUGGAUACUGCGUGGAAGAUAGCCAGGGGCUCAGUGACGCUGGCGGUAGCAUUCCUGGUGGCUGCCCUCUGCUACGUGAGGAGGAUGCACUCCUAUUUAGGGCGCCGGCUGAAAUGGUGGAUUGGAUAUCUGCAGAGAAAGUUCAAAAGGAACCUCAGCGUGGAGGCGGAGGUCGAUCUCCUCAGUUACUCUGCGAGAGAGUGGAAGGGAGAGACGCCGCGUGCCAAGCUGAUGCGGAAGGCUUACGAGGAGCUGUUUUGGAGGCAUCACAUCAAAUGUGUCCGACAAGUAAAGAGAGACAACUAUGACGCACUGAGGUCAGUGUUGUUUCAGAUAUUCAGCCAGGGCCUCUCCUUUCCAUCGUGGAUGAAAGAAAGAGACAUUGUGAAGCUUCCUGAAAAACUGCUCUUUUCACAAGGUUGUAAUUGGAUCCAGCAAUACAGUUUUGGUCCUGAGAAGUAUACAGGUUCCAAUGUGUUUGGAAAGUUACGUAAAUGUGUGGAAUUAUUGAAAACGCAGUGGACUGAAUUUAGUGGAAUUAAAGAUUAUCACAAGAGAGGAAGUAUGUGCAACAUCCUCUUUUCUGAUGCGAUUCUGGAAUAUAAACUUUAUGAAGCUCUAAAGUUCAUCAUGCUCUAUCAAGUCACUGAAGCUUAUGAGCAAAUGAAGACUCAGAAAGUCAUUCCCAGUCUUUUUCGGCUCCUGUUUUCCCGGGAAACAUCCUCUGACCCUUUGAGCUUCAUGAUGAACCACCUGAAUUCUGUGGGCGACACAUGUGGACUGGAGCAGAUCGAUAUGUUUAUUCUUGGACACUCCCUUGAAAUAAAGAUAAAAGUGUUCAGACUGUUCAAGUUUAACUCCAGAGACUUUGAGGUCUGCUACCCAGACUUGCCGUUCAGGGAGUGGCCCGAGAUCUCCCUGCUGACGGAGAAUGACCGCCACUAUCACAUUCCUGUCUUUUAAGUCUGGCGUCGGCUGGGCACCGGCCCUCGCCGUUCACAGCGGUCACACGUUCAAGCAAAGUCCAGGUGGAGAACCAAAGCUGGUGUUGCGACCAUUGAAAGGGGCGGGACCUUCUUCUCCGGAGCUGCAGGUGCCCUGGACACAGAGGUGCACGGAUGGCAUGCUUUUGUUUUCCAGUGACUUCCUCCAAACCGGCCUAUUUGUGUUUGGUGGUUUGACCUUGUUCACACGGGCUCUAGUCAUUUCACAUGCCACAGGCCUUUAAGGGCACUGGGAAAGGAAAUCUGGGCAGUACAACAGGAAAAAAAGCGAGAGGAGAAGGGGAAAGGACUAACCAGGAACGAAUUUGUCUGUAACCUGGAUGUUCUCAUUAGGAACCUUGUCUUUGAUUUGAGAUCUUUAUAAACAUGGCCUUAUUUUAUAAGCAUUACUUUCCCAGGAAUCUUUAUGGCAUAUUGAUUUUCUAGAACCACUUAAUUAACUGUAAAACUAUGUGUGUGGGGUAUGCGUAUACACACACACACACACACACACACACACACGCAUACACAUGUAUAUACAUUGUAUAGUUUUAUAUAUACAUAUAUGAACACACACAAAUCAUCACUACUUUGUAAUCUUGUACAAUUUGUUUUAUAUCACUUUACACUUUUUUGUUACUGUUGCAUCUGGCCAGUUGAAUAUGUUUUAUGAUAAAAAAGAUUAAUUCUGUAGAUUAAGGUAACUGAAUGACAACUAUUGAACUAUUACAAAAUACUAACUGUGGUGUAUCUAAUGUGUAUUUACCUGUGUAUUUAACGUGUGGUAGGUAAAAUAAUGCCACCCCCGAUCACCAUGCCUGUGUCCAAAUCCCUGGGACCUGGGAAUACGUUGGGUUAGAUGGCAAAGAAGAAGAAGAUUGCAGGUGGGAUGAAGGUACUAAUCUGACCUGGGAGGUUGUUCUGGGUUCUCCAGGUGGGCCCAGUGUAAUCCCAAGGGUCCUUAAGAGGGGAGGAGAGGAAUUGGGAGAGGGUCAGGAUCAGAGGAAAAUGUAAAAUAACAGAACAGAGAGAGAGAGAGAGACGCAUUAUUUCUGGCUCUGAAGAUGGAGGAAGGAGCCAUGACCCAUGGAAUGUGGAUGGUCUCUGAAGGUGAAAAGGGAAGAGAACAGAGUCUUCCCCAAGGCCCCCAGAAAGGAACGUGGCCCUGCCCACACCUUGAUUUUAGCCCAGUGGGACGGAACCCGUGUCGGAUCUCUAACCUGCAGAACUGUAAGAUAAUACGCUUGUGUUAAGUCACUAAGUUUAUGGUAAUGUGUUAGGUUAGAGCAGCAACUGACAACUAAUACGCUCGGGCUAACGAAUUUUUGGUCAUCUUUAUUUUGGAAAUACUUUUCUAGUUUAUUUUGGUCAUCUUUAUUUUGAAGGUACUUUGCUAGGCUGUUUUGAACUUCAAUAAAUACAAAAUAGCUUUUAAAAUCUUGCCUAAUGGUCUGCUACUUCAAAGUUACAAAUCCUUUCUAAGAGCGACUUAAUGUUUUUGAUGCUAAUGUUUUCUCCCAUGUUCAUACUGCUGUGCUAGUAGAAAUAAAAUUAAUUGCUGUGG
Acinonyx jubatus (cheetah) is the source of this 3078-nucleotide messenger RNA. RefSeq names its product OTU deubiquitinase with linear linkage specificity like (gene OTULINL). The record is from RefSeq and is a predicted model, not a curated record. Lineage: Eukaryota; Metazoa; Chordata; Mammalia; Carnivora; Felidae. Gene Ontology annotation, cellular component: cytoplasm. Gene Ontology annotation, biological process: protein linear deubiquitination. The coding region runs from base 16 to 1494 and encodes 492 amino acids. Gene Ontology annotation, molecular function: cysteine-type deubiquitinase activity. The transcript is spliced from 8 exons.